AUGUUUUCCAAAAUACCCACCAAACUCUCCGCACCAUUUGGCUUGUUGGGCGAUGAAGCCAAACUCGCAUUCCGUAGUCAGCCUACAGGGAUCUCGAAAUUAGCUACUUCACGGAACAUCUCGCAAACCGAUGCGUAUUGGGAUCAAUACACUGUUCUGUUCGAUUCAGCAUCCGAUGUAUUUUCUCUCAUUUCUCCCAAUGACAUCCGUCGGGCUCUCCUUGAAGCGCCAGAGAAUGUCGCGACCCUCGUCCGCGUUAUAUGCGCCCGUUUGUUCAACCUAGUCUCAGACCACACAUUCCCAUCCUCUACCAACAUAUCCGUCGCAUACUUCACCUCGUCAUUACUCAAAACAGGAGCGGCAGAGCGCAACACCACUAAGGAAGUACUCAAUUGCAUACGCGUUCUUCAGCGUGUGUUACCAGUGGUAUUUGAGAUUGACAGUGAGUCCAGCAUACUUGAGGAGGAGAUUUUCUGGAAGAAGGAGGCCGUCGAGAGACGCGAUAGCAAGGAAGAGACAGAGCAGGUGCCGCAGUUUGUGAUAGAGGACGACGAUGAAGAUGCAGCAGAAGGUGAAGGUGGGACUGGGGGAUCUCAACCCAAACGGACAUCUCCCCACAAGACUCAUCACGCCAAAACGCUUCCUUCGCUUGCGGAGCGACUUUUCAGCUGCUUAGUUGACUUGCUUUUCUGCUGUGGCUUUACUUUGCCGUCCAAGAUUCAGGUGGACCACUACAAAAUCAACUACAUCAUCUGGGAGAAAGGCGUCGGCUCGACUGUGGAUUUAGGUCCUAGUCAUGCAUAUGAUAAUAAUAAGUCUGAAGUCUUGCGACUCCUGCUCAUCAUCCUUUCGCGUCAAAUAUACGUCCCACCCGCCUCGCUGUUUACCGUUCCAUCUCUCUACACCCUUCAGUUUGUUCAGCGCACCCCGAGGCGCGACGUCCUAACCGUGCUCUGCUCGUUACUGAAUACAGCAAUGAAUUCAUCACAACUGUAUACAGCCAAUUCCAUCGGUGGUGUCGCAGGACGUCUACCUUACAACCAUCUCGUGUUCAAAGGAGAAGACCCAAGAGCAAGUCUUGUGGGCAAUUGCUUUCAGGUGCUCUGUGCCCUUCUCGACUUCCAGAGCGGUAGCGCGAGAGAUGUCCCGACCGGCACGGGGGAGAAUCAGUCCCAGGCUCCAACGCCGCGCACUAAUGCUUUCAGAUACUUCUUAGCAAAACUUCAUCGAACACAAGAUUUUCAAUUCAUCAUCGAUGGUGUCUUGGGCAUCUUGGAACAACAGAUGGCGUCUGUGAACAAUCUACUUCCCGGAUCACGGAGGUCUGUUCCAUACAUUGUCGAAACAAUUGUAUUCUUUUGGAAAAUGAUCGAGUUAAACAGGAAAUUCAGAGUCUAUCUCCUUGACCUAGAGAAAUCAAUGGACAUAGUCGCAUAUCUGCUGUGUUAUACUCUUGAGAUCAAGGACAAGCCCCAACAACACGGACUGUGCCGAGCGCUGUCGUAUAUCAUUCAGACACUCUCUGCGGAGACCGCUUUCGGGUUGAGGCUCACAUUCCCGCUCAAAGCGUCUCAUGUGCCGGCGAAAUGGAAUGUAGGAGGUGCUGCUGCAGACUUCAUGAUCAAUUGCGUAUACUGCAUCGUUGCGACCACAUCCGGGGCUCUGAAUUCGAUCUAUCCUGCCUUGAUAAUCGCGCUUUCAAAUGCCGCGCCUUAUUUCAAGAACUUGAACUUGAACUCUUCGACUCGACUAGUCCAACUGUUCUCAGCGUUUUCGAACCCCGUGUUCUUGCUAGCAGACGAAGGUCACCCAAGACUGUUGUUCUUCAUGCUGGAAGCAUUCAACGCGGUUAUCUCUCAUCAUCUCCCAGAGAACGCAAACCUUGUCUACGGCAUCCUGCGUGCGCACAAGACUUUCGAGGAUCUAGGAACCUUUACGCUCGCAAGGGGUCUUCGUGAAGUGAAGAGGAUCCAGCUGGCGAAAGAGGAGCAGGCGAACAAGGCGGACGCAAAGGGGAAGAGCAGAGCCGUGGGCGAGCACGAGCAGCCGCACGAGGAGAAACAGCGGUUGCUAGAACGCGAGAACAGCAGCGCGCUCAGCCUUUCCAGCCGAGUGCAGUCAGUGGACAGCUUGGCUGAAGUGCGGGUCAUCCCACGAGACGGAGUGCCUGUGAAUGGGACGGGUCACACUGCCGCAGCAGAAGAGCUCCCUUCCGUUCAGCCGCUGAUGUCACCUACAACAGAAUUGCCUCCUACUCAUGGUGCCCAGUCAUCUGUCUCCGAGAAAGUCAGAGGCAAGAUGAGGGAGCGACGGUCCUUGUCGCUGGAUACAGACGCUAGUCUCGAUCGUGUGGCCGCUGCGGGCGUGGGGAGAAACGGGUUUGUGCCGACACAGGAGUGGGUCACAUCUUGGCAGCAAGGGCUUCCUCUCGACGUAGUGAUGCUGGCUAUCUCGGAGCUGAUGCCCAAAGUUCAAGAACUUCAGGCCUCCGGGAACAAGCCGAACGCCACCACAGCCAUCGUUGACUUUUUGAGCCACGCAUCCUUGAAGCAUGUCCUUCCCCCGCCCCCACCAUUGAACCCUAGGCGCUUCAUUUGGUCCGAGAGUUCCAUCGUCUGGCUGUCUUCCUUGAUAUGGGGCGAGAUUUACGUGCGCGGCAUGACUCCCCUCGGCAUCUGGAACUCGACGAGCGUUCGCUUGUUCUAUGUGAAGCACGCACAGAGUCAUCAGCGCCAGAUCUCGGAAGCGGUCUCCAGCGUCGUUGGAGGACUGCUGGGCCGAGCCUCUGAGUCGCCGCAGAUGACGAGACAACGGUCAGAGCGCUCUUGAAAUCGUUGAAACUGUUCGCCCGAUCUCGUGCAUGUGCAUGAAUUGUUGUCUCAGACGGCCUAGCUUUCAUGUAAAGGACUUGUAGCU
Molecule: messenger RNA, 2916 nt
Organism: Heterobasidion irregulare TC 32-1
Lineage: Eukaryota; Fungi; Basidiomycota; Agaricomycetes; Russulales; Bondarzewiaceae
Exons: 14
Coding region: 1-2829 (942 amino acids)
Cellular component (GO): Golgi medial cisterna; Golgi trans cisterna; membrane
Source: RefSeq, a predicted model, not a curated record